AUGGGUGGAAGAGCAUUCAAGGAAGUUUUGGAUGAUUGUCUUGCUCUAGCUGGUGGUUUUAACUAUAGCGAUUACAUUCCUCUCUUGGGUUGCCUUGAUUUCCAAGGCAAUAGACGAAGACAAGCCAAGCUUACUGGGAUUUUUCAUCUGUUUGUGGAGAAAAUUGUGGAUGAACACUUUGGAAAAAGGAAAGAAUGCAGGGAUCUGGAGUGUGAGGACUUUGACUUAUUAAGUGCAGCCACAGAUACUUCAGGAGGCACAUUAGAAUGGGCAAUGUCAGAGUUACUUAGAGAUUCAUCAUCAAUGAUGAGUGUCCAACAUGAGAUUGAUUCUACAGUUGGAUUCAAUCGUAUGGUAGAAGAAUCUGAUCUACCUCGUCUUCAAUAUUUACAAGCAAUAGUGAAAGAGACAUUAAGACUUCACCCACCUGCUCCAUUGCUCAUUCCACAUCUGUCUAUGGAACAAUCAACAAUAGAAGGAUAUCAAAUACCAAAAAUGACACAAGUUCUUGUGAAUGCUUGGGCUAUUGCAAGAGAUCCAAUUUCUUGGGAGGAAGCCAAUACAUUCAAGCCAGAAAGAUUUAUAGGAACCCCAAUUGAUGUGAAAGGUCAAAAAACCCCAAUUGAUGUGAAAGGUCAAAAUUUUGAACUCAUACCUUUUGGUUCAGGAAGGAGAGGGUGCCCUGGAAUUAACUUGGAUUUGUCCAUAGUUCAUCUUGGCCUUGCACAACUAUUACAUUGCUUCAAUUGGAGUCUUCCUAAAGGGACAACUUUUGAAAAUUUGGAUAUGUCAGAAGUAUAUGGUCUUACCAUGCCAAGAGCAAUGCAUCUUCAUACCAUUCCAAUUCCCCGCCUUCCAUUGCGACUCUAUGAACAAAAAGCCUAA
Messenger RNA from Cryptomeria japonica (Japanese cedar), 885 nucleotides. RefSeq names its product cytochrome P450 71AU50-like. The transcript has 2 exons. Gene Ontology annotation, molecular function: iron ion binding; heme binding; oxidoreductase activity, acting on paired donors, with incorporation or reduction of molecular oxygen. Lineage: Eukaryota; Viridiplantae; Streptophyta; Pinopsida; Cupressales; Cupressaceae. The record is from RefSeq and is a predicted model, not a curated record. Bases 1 to 885 code for a protein of 294 amino acids.